Molecule: messenger RNA, 2719 nt
Organism: Carlito syrichta (Philippine tarsier)
Lineage: Eukaryota; Metazoa; Chordata; Mammalia; Primates; Tarsiidae
Gene: KCNK9
Product: potassium two pore domain channel subfamily K member 9
Exons: 1
Coding region: 81-875 (264 amino acids)
Biological process (GO): potassium ion transmembrane transport; stabilization of membrane potential
Cellular component (GO): membrane
Molecular function (GO): potassium ion leak channel activity
Source: RefSeq, a predicted model, not a curated record
GCUCUCCCUGUUCUUCUCGUUUCCUCCCCGCAGGUUAUGGGCACGCUGCCCCCGGCACCGACGCAGGCAAGGCCUUCUGCAUGUUCUAUGCUGUGCUGGGCAUCCCCUUGACGCUGGUCAUGUUCCAGAGCCUGGGCGAACGGAUGAACACCUUCGUGCGUUACCUGCUGAAGCGCAUCAAGAAGUGCUGUGGAAUGCGCAACACCGACGUGUCUAUGGAGAACAUGGUGACUGUGGGCUUCUUCUCCUGCAUGGGGACGCUGUGCAUCGGGGCCGCCGCCUUCUCCCAGUGUGAGGAGUGGAGCUUCUUCCACGCCUACUACUACUGCUUUAUCACGUUGACUACCAUUGGGUUCGGGGACUACGUGGCCCUGCAGACCAAGGGUGCCCUGCAGAAGAAGCCACUCUACGUGGCCUUUAGCUUUAUGUAUAUCCUGGUGGGGCUGACGGUCAUCGGGGCCUUUCUCAACCUGGUCGUCCUCAGGUUCUUGACCAUGAACAGCGAGGACGAGAGGCGCGACGCCGAGGAGAGGGCGUCCCUCGCCGGAAACCGCAACAGCAUGGUCAUCCACAUGCCCGAGGAGGUGCGGCCAGGCCGGCCCAGGUACAAGGCGGACGUCGGGGACCUGCAGUCUGUGUGCUCCUGCACGUGCUACCGCUCGCAGGACUAUGGCGGCCGCUUGGCGGCGCCACAGAACUCCUUCAGUGCCAAGCUUGCCCCCCACUACUUCCACUCCAUCUCUUACAAGAUCGAGGAGAUCUCACCAAGCACAUUAAAAAACAGCCUCUUCCCAUCCCCCAUUAGCUCCAUUUCUCCUGGGUUACACAGCUUUACCGACAACCAUAGGCUGAUGAGACGACGGAAGUCUGUCUAGGUGUGGGGAGGGAAAUAGAAGAGUCCUUUGUCAUAGUGGACGUUGAGUUCCAUUGGCCCAACUCGUCUUUUCUUCCUUAUUUAUUUAUUAUGAUUAUUCUUUAUUAUUAUUGUCAUCAUUAUUACUUUCUCUCCUUCCUCCUUUCUUGGUCUCUUAGUCUCAUCCUCCCCCCUGCCUUUCCAACCAGACAGAGCAGGCCAAAGGGAAAAUAAAGGCCCGUCCUCCUCUGAAACUCGCAUCUGAGCAUGAAGCAUGGAUUCCCUCCUUCCUUCCCAGCAGAGUAUGCCUUACAUUUCUCCCCCAACCUACCCCGUCUCUGGGGUGGUUGUGCCAGGACAGGUGUGAGACCAGGACCAUGGAGACAGAGCUGAGAGGAUACCCAACCCAAAGUCGCACACCAAGCUAAGAGCCUUCGAUUGCCCACCCAUAGUGGUGUCUGACCUAACUCCUUUCUCCCCAAGGACUGGGUAGCUCGUGUGUGUGUGUAUGUGUGCGUGUAUGCGCGCUUCUGUGUGCGUGUGUAUCAUGUGACAAUAUGGAAAGUAUCAGGUAUUCAUUUUUCUUUCCCACCCCCCAUCAAAGCCCGCUUUUGGCUGCUUCCAAACAAAAUGGAAAAACAAAACCCGUGAGGUUUCUGAUUUAUCAUCUUGCCAAAUCAAGCAUGUUUCAUAAGCAGUCUUUAUCCCAGAUGUGUCAUGGUCAUAUUUUUUAAAAUGCUAGGUUCUAAAUUAUAUUAACUUUUUUUAGGGGGGCGGGUGGGCAAGACAACCUGGAUCAUUUUAGCUUGCCAGUUCAAAAAUUUUUAAAAAGCAUGCACUUUGUUAAACUGGUAUGCAUUAUCAACACAAGAAAACGAAACUAGCAAUGGAAUAAUCAAAAGCCAAUACUAUUAAUUUAUUGAUGACAUUUGAAAUCUUAUCAUCUCCAGUUCCAACAAUUUACCAUGCAACUGGAAUUGUCAGGGAAACUGGAAAAUUGUUGGAACCACACAGUAUCUAUUUUAUUAUUUCCCUGUUGGAUGAUGAUGAUUUUGUGCAGCGUUUACUGCAUAAAUAAGAAUUAUAGUUUUGGAAUGCUUGGGUGAGAAUGGGUAUUGGUAUGUGGAUGUGGUUUCUUUUCCUAAAAAGUGACAGGGCAUUCCUCAUUUAAAAAAAAUAUAUACAUAUAUAUACUACAUAUAUAUUUCAGGAAAGAUUGUCUCUAAUUGCAUUUGAUAUGUAAAUAAAGGAAAGUUCAUGUUGGUCUCAGGAAGAGCUUAGAGGCAAGGAGCUGUGUCUUGGCCUACUGGGAACUUACCAAUCUCAGGGGACAAUUUUGUCUGAGUAGUGGAGAAAUUCUUCCCAACUCUCAAUAGGGGAUGACCCCAAAGGGAAGAAGACCUGCUAACCUCUUGGGGGACAGUUUAGGCUGUAGAAUCUGGCACAUUAGAGGCCCUUACAAUGGCAGGAAUAAAGGACAGUUUGACCUCCAAAUUCAGUGAGGGAACUUUAAUUUCCCCCAUUACCAUCUCUGCCAUUUCUAAAAAUCACCCAUCUACCCAUAUCCCCCUCCACUCUUUUUUCGUAAACUGGAAGUUCAUGGCUCUUGGAUGGAAGUGGACUUUGGCUGUACUACUCAGAAGGAGCACGUUUAUGGGCCUGUCUCAAGGCCCCAGCGAGAUCUCCCAGAAAGGAGGCUUUGCUCCUUAGAGUAGACCUACAGGAUUUCUUAAAGGAGACAGCACCCGAAUGCCACCAGUCCCAAGCAUUUGGGCCAUUGGGCUGAAACACAGGAGCAUUCAAGACUCCUCUGAAAAGGAUGUGCAUGUACUUUAAUGCUACAUUCCGUGUCGAAAUUUCCCCUUC